This is a messenger RNA of Nicotiana tabacum (common tobacco), 897 nucleotides long. RefSeq lists its product as uncharacterized. The record is from RefSeq and is a predicted model, not a curated record. Lineage: Eukaryota; Viridiplantae; Streptophyta; Magnoliopsida; Solanales; Solanaceae.
AUGAGAUGUGUAACAACAGUCUCAUAUUCCAUCAUCAUUAAUGAGCAGCCUACAAGGCCAUUUCAAGCUAAGAAAGGACAGAGACAGGGAGAUCCCCUAUCUCCUUAUCAAUUUGUAUUGGUUAUGGAGUAUCUGACUAGACUACUGAAGACACUCAAGAGGGAUCCUAAUUUCAAUUACCAUCCUAAAUAUACUAUAUCUGUCCAGCUACUGUAUCAGUGUUUUCAGGAUUUUUCAAAGGCAUUAGGUUUUGUGGCUAAUGCUGACAAAAGCUCUAUAUGUUUUGGUGGAGUGCAUGAAGACAAGCAACAUGAGAUUUUACAAAUCCUAGGAUUUGUAAAAGGGACACUACCAGUCAGAUACUUGGGAGUGCACUCAGUUCUAAGAGAUUAUCAUUGGAAGAAUUCAACUAUUAAAAGUGUACUUUUCUCUAUCCAAGUGUUCUGGUUCUAUGUGUUUCUAUUACCAAAGAAGCUGAUCCAGUUUAUUGAAAGUGUGUGUCGAACAUUUCUAUGGACUGAAGGUGUGGAAGUAUCACAGAAAGCAUUAUUAUCAUGGGACAAGUUGUGCCAGCCUAAAGCAGCAGGUGCCCUAAAUUUGCUUGAUAUAGGGAAACAGAAUUCACUAUGGAGCAUUGACCCAAAGCAAGCCUCAUGGAUUGUACAGAAGGUGCUGAAAGCCAAACAAUACUUUGAGGAAGCUGGUUGUACAGAGGAGGAUGUAGAGGGAAUGAGGAAGUUCUCCUUCAAGACCAUGUAUGUGAAGAUUAGAGGUGAAUUUGCUAGAGUGUCAUGGAGGAAACUGGUAUGCAAUAAUGCUGGGUUGCCAAAGUGGAUUUUCACAGUAUUUCUGGCUGCACAUAGAAGGCUGUUAACUAAAGAUAGAUUGAGGGGAUGA